This is a messenger RNA of Chaetomium globosum CBS 148.51, 2100 nucleotides long. RefSeq lists its product as uncharacterized. Gene Ontology annotation, biological process: regulation of translation. The record is from RefSeq and is a predicted model, not a curated record. NCBI's taxonomy places the organism in Eukaryota, Fungi, Ascomycota, Sordariomycetes, Sordariales, Chaetomiaceae. Gene Ontology annotation, molecular function: mRNA binding. The coding region runs from base 1 to 2100 and encodes 699 amino acids. Gene Ontology annotation, cellular component: nucleolus. The transcript has 2 exons.
AUGGCCCCCAAACACUCAGCAUCUGCCGCCUCGGCGAAAAGAAAGUCAUUCUCGAGCGAUAAACACAAUGACGGAAGCCGGGCCAAAAAGGCAAAGACAGCAACCGCGCCCAAGCGCCAGAAAAUCGACGAGGAUGAGGACAUGGCUUCGGACAGCGAUGGCAGCGGGUUUUCUGACUCGGAUGAUGGCGGCGCCGAAUUGAGCGAUCCUAAGCCGUCCCGGGAAGCGGCGAAAGCCAAAGAGAACGGACGAGCCUUUGCGCAACAGAAUGGGGCUGAACGAACCCAAACCUCCCGCGAAGCGCACGCAAAACAAAAACAAUUGGCACAAGAACGCAAGGCCGCGAAGCCAUUGGCGGACGAGGUGCACCGGACGAAGAAGCUGUGGGAAAAACUGCGCCGGAAGUCGCAUGUGCCCAAGGAGGAGCGUCAACAGCUCGUGGAUGAACUGUACAGCAUCAUCACUGGGCGCAUUAAGGAGUUUGUACUUAAACAUGACGCUGUCCGCGCCGUCCAGACCGCCAUAAAGUACUCGACCCCGACCCAGCGGAAGCAGAUCGCCAAGGAGCUCCAGGGCACCUACGCCCAGCUUGCCGAAAGCAGAUACGCCAAGUUUCUAAUUGGGAAGCUUCUUGUUCAGAAUGACAACGAGAUUAGAGACAUCAUCGUCCCCGAGUUCUACGGCAAGGUACGAAAGCUCAUCAACCAUGCCGAGGCGUCCUGGAUUUUGGACGACAUCUAUCGCGGAGUAGCAACGAAGGAGCAGAAGGCCCACAUGCUACGAGAAUGGUACGGGCCUGAGUUCUCCUUGUUCAAGCUCGACAAGGGCGUCGAGUUAACGGCAGAUCUCCGCAAAAUCCUCGCCGACGAGCCCAGCAAGCGAGGCCCCGUCAUGAAGUAUCUCUUUGACAUGACCAACGGCCUCAUUCAGAAGAAAAUGACGGGCUUCACGAUGCUCCACGACGCGAUGUUACAGUAUUUCCUCAACCUCAAACCUGAGAGCGAGGAGCUCAAGGAAUUUGUCGAGACGGUCAAGGAAGAUGAGAACGGCGACCUGCUGAAGAAUAUGGCCUUCACCAAGUCGGGAGCCCGCCUUGUAUGCCUGCUGCUGGCCAAUGGAAGCGCGAAAGACAGGAAACAAAUCCUCAAGACAUAUAAGGACACUUUCCAGCUCAUGUGCGGAGAUCCCAACGGCCAUAUGAUUCUCCUGGCUGCCUACGAUGUCAUCGACGAUACCGUAUUAACAUCGAAGACAAUAUUCCCGGAGAUCCUCGGGAAAAACGAGGAGAAAGACAUUGAGAAUAUCGCCUUCCUCGCCAACGACCUCAACGCCCGGAUCACGGUCUGCUACCUUUUCGAAGGACAGUCCAAAUCGCUGUUCCCAGCUAGCCACGCGUAUGACUUGGAGCUUCUAGCCGAGAUCCAUGAAAUUCGCAAAAAGACGAGUAAGAAGGACGCCGACGUCCGGCGCAAAGAGUUGGUGACGGCUAUGUCACCUCCCUUGCUUGCGGCAGUUGCGACCUCCCCAGCGGACCUGGUGGCCACUUCGUUCGGGUGUCAAUUUGUUACCGACGUCUUGCUAUCAGCGACCGGCGAUAAGUCUGCUGCUUUGGAGGCCGUGGCAUCGACAGCGGCCGGCAACCCAGCGCCGGUGCAGUCCGAGGACGCGGACCCUCUUUACCCUCCUCCGCCUCACAUUUCUCAGACGCCGCAUGGAGGCAAAAUGUUCAGGACCUUGAUCGCCGGUGGCAGGUUUGACAGGGAAGCGGGCGCCGUCAAGAGAGUCGAUCCCCCCCUGAAAUUCGCCGAUAUUCUCUACCCAAUCAUCAAGGAGUAUAUCAUGCAGUGGGCGAUAGGGCCAAGUUCUUUCGUUGUGUUGGGUUUGCUGGAGGCCGCCGAUUUCUCCUCCACGACGGACUUGCUUAAGGUCCUCCGUUCAGACAAGAAAGUGCUCCAGUCGGCGGCGGCGGCUAAGGAAGUGGCCAGCCAGACCGCAGCGGCAAAUGACAAGAAGUCAAAGUCGAAAGGCAAGGGAGCACAGUUGGACAAGGACAAGACUGGCGGGAACCAAGGAGCAAAGCUGCUCCUUGGAAAGUUGUAA